Metopolophium dirhodum (rose-grain aphid) is the source of this 3612-nucleotide messenger RNA. RefSeq lists its product as uncharacterized. Lineage: Eukaryota; Metazoa; Arthropoda; Insecta; Hemiptera; Aphididae. Gene Ontology annotation, molecular function: histone binding. The record is from RefSeq and is a predicted model, not a curated record.
UGACACACUGACACUGUGUAUUAAAAUUUUAAAUAAUACCAUGUUAAGCCGACUGUGGUGUGACUUCAAAGUUUAAACUUCUUAUCAUCACGAAAUACGUAUUCGUCGUACUAGGUUUUUUUCCUUGUAAAUACAAAAUUUUAGUACAUCUGACAUCAUAUUAUACUUAUUUACGGUACAUCACUACAUCAUUCAGUCGUACACGUGUGAAGUUUUAAAUGAAAUAUAUUAUGACGCACUGUGGCGUACACUCUACACAACCUGCUAUUAGAUUGUAGCGACACCGAAUUGUUUUGCUCCACAGUUUGUCAAUCUGAGGCGGCGGCCUGUGGCGGUGAAGCCCUAGAAUCAACAUUCGCUAGUACGCAACGCUACUAGAAUUUUGGAGUUUUGAAUAACGUUAAAUGCAAAUAUUAUUCAAUUGCCAGUUAUAGGUAAUAUUUGAUAAUCGUACGACGAAGAAACGCCUGAGCAGCGGGCAUUGGGAUUAAUGAAUAGCUGUACAGAGGACAAAUUUAUACGAAACCGUAACAAUUCAAUCGGGCCGACUUGUUGAUAAUUUUGUUUUAUACUUUUCGGAUAAGAUCUAAUAAUUUUUCUCGCCGUUUUCAAUUUUAAGCGAACUUUGCUCGUCAGUUAUUGUAGAAUAUUACGUUGCUUUCGGUUGUGCUACAAUGUCAGAAAUGGAAAUCUCUUCUGGAUUGGAAGACAGUGAACCAGACAUUUCUUAUAACAUGGAUUUAUUUCAACAGAUGAUAAAUUUGUGUCGAAACAAUAAACAGUUUCCCCAACCGUAUAUUGAAGAUAUGAAUAAAAUGUACAAAAAAUGCAAUUAUAAGCAAAAAAAAUCAAAACUUUUAUGCGAUUUAAUACUUAAAGGAAUAGAGUUAAUUUCUCCAAAGAAUAAUGAUUCUUUUCAGUAUGCUGCCAGUAUAUAUAAUGAAUUAUUGCGACUAUCUGAAAAAGACUCAACUAAUUUACAGACUGAAAAUUGUGUUGCUAGUACUUCAAAUGGUAAUGCAAAUAUGAUUACUGAAUUAGAGAAUGACACAAGUAACAAUGAAAUUAGUGAAAGUGAUAAAAUAUUCAAAGAAUUGAUUGAAAAAUGUUAUCAAAAUACACAUUUUCCAAAAUCAAAUAUUGAAGUGAUUAAUAAUUUGUAUAAAUCUCUGCCUUCUGAAUUUCUUGGUUCUAAGUAUUUUAUUAUGUUGUUAAGAGAAGCAAACCAAGUAAUCUGGCCUGAUAGUGGUAGCGUUUUAUAUACACACAUGGAACAUAUAUAUGAUCAGCUACAGCAAUUUAAAACUUCAAUGAAGGUUCAAGAUAGUAGAACAUCUAUUACAAAUAAACAAAUGGAUGAAAAAACAUUAAAACACCUCAAAAAACUAAAAACUGCAUUGAAGAUUAUCCGAAAAAAAAUUAAAAAUCUUGAUGAAAAAGAAAUGGACAUAAAUAAUGAAAAUGAAUUUAAUUCUAACUCUGCAUAUAUAUUAAAGGAUAAAUAUGAAAAAAGGAUUGUUCAAAUAUAUAAACGAAUGUGCAAGCUAAAAGAAGAACCAGACUUUUUAGAAGAACCUAUGCUGCGUUUCAAAGCAACAAAUGACAGUUUGGUUAACAAAACCAUUGAGAAAUAUUAUAAUCUUAACAAAACAUUUCCGGAUUAUUUUGAAAUAUAUACAUUAUUACAAUGCUUAAGAGAUAAAAAGAAAUUAAAUUGGACUGAAACUGAUUUAAAAAAUAUUUCUCAUGAUGCGUUUCUUAAGCUUGGAAAGCAAUUAAAGCUUCGAAGACUGAAUGAAUAUUUUGGUCGUUUGGUAAAUGCAAAUACAAUAAAAGAUCCAGCAGAAGAAAAUGAAGAACUCAGAAGGAAACUCGAUGAAAGUAACAAGAAGUUGCAUUCAGAUUUGAACGCGUUGACACUAAAGUUUAAAAAUAAACAAGAUUAUGCAGAGGAAACAGAAGGAUCUAACCUUAAUAAUACAGAAUGUGAAUACAGUUCAGAAAGUGAUUGUUCCAAUAAUAAUAAAAAAUUUAAUAAAGAAUUGAAACCUAUCAAACAUAUAUUAGUUAAACGGAAAAGAUUAUUAUCAUCAGAAUCAGAAAAUGAUAAGCCACCAAAAAAGAAUCAGAAAACUAUUUACAUGGAGUCAUUUGAUUUAGCACCAAGUGGUGUUACUUCAGAAAAAAUACUAAAUGAGAUACAAGAAGAAACAACUGUUAUUACAAAAAAAGUUCCUGGUCAAAUGACAACUAUAAACAAUGAUAAUGAUAUUGUGAUAAAUAAAAUGUAUAGUGAUUAUUUAGCAAAAGAUACUGACAACAUUUCAAAAAAUACUGAUCUUAUUAUGUCAAAUGGAGAAACAUGUGGUGUUAACAAAAAUGCUUCCAAUGAAAUAACUUUAAUAGAUGUUGAUGACACAACAAAUAAAAAAAACAAAAUUUAUAUUAAAGAGAUUUCUGAAAAAGUAACCAAGUGUAUUAACAACACUUGUGAAACUUUAGGAAAUAAUAAAUUAGUCACAGAAAAAUGUCUAGAUGAUACUGAUACAGAUGGAACCCUUAUGAUUGAUGAAGAUAUUAGAGUUGAAGAUAAAACUAAUAAAACAGUUACUAAAGAACCACAGGAAAAUAAAAUUACAGAAGUAGAAAGUGAAGUCAAUUCUAUGAAUCCUAGUACUAUUGAUAGUGAAAAUGAUGAUCCAAUUAUCACUGAGCCUGAAGUAAUAAUACAUGAAGAUAAAGAUUUGAGAAAAGAUGUUAUUGAGAUUAAUGAACUUGAUGAUGAUUCAGAUGUAGAAAUAACUUCUUGUGAAACAUCCAUAGUUCCAGUUCAAAAUAAGAAAUCUCUAGAAUCUAUUAUAAAAGCUAUGAACUUUCAUAAGAAGUACAAUUGGAAUAAAGAACCAAAGAAAUCAAAUCCUUUACCGCCUCCUGUUGUUACAAAGACCUUACAUCAAAAUUCAACUAAUUUGAAUCAGAAUUUGAACAAUAAUUUAGUCAAUCGUUGGGUUAUGAACAAUAUACGGCCUCCAAAACCAAGUAGCACAAACAAUAUUCCUAAUCUCAGACAUAAUAAUAGACAUAGACCCACAACUUAUCAGGGAAUGAGGUCAACUUCUUUUCAAAAUAGUGUACAAACUGCAAGACAGAUCACUCAACGUUUUUCAAAUACGGUUCAACAACAAAGACAUUUUAAUAAUCAAUCAGUAUUACAAGAACAAGUAACAACCAUGACUACAACAACUACAGUUCGACAAAUAGUCCAGAAAAAUCAAGUCCACCGUCCCGGUAAUUCUGUAACUAAUAGUGGUAACAAACCUGAACUUAUAGAACUGGAUUAGUGUUUUAUACUGUAAAUACAAUCUAAUAUGUUUAUUUCAUCAUAAUAUUUUAUUUUUUAUUUGUUAGAUAUUAUGGCAUAUACUAUUGUACUAUCAAAGUUUUUUAAUAUUUUGUCCAAACUAAGUAUAAUAUUUUAUCUUGUAUAAAAUAUAAAAUUAUUGAAUUAAACUAAGAAUCUGGUUAUAUUUGUUUCUAUUUAGCACCAACUAUUUCUUUGUAAUUGUAAAUAUUUUAAACUUAGAUCUAUAUUAAAUACCUAUCUAUUUUAAA